Molecule: messenger RNA, 1467 nt
Organism: Tribolium castaneum (red flour beetle)
Lineage: Eukaryota; Metazoa; Arthropoda; Insecta; Coleoptera; Tenebrionidae
Exons: 2
Coding region: 1003-1467 (154 amino acids)
Source: RefSeq, a predicted model, not a curated record
UACAGGAAAAACGCAGUGAGAUAAUCAAUUAUUAUGCAAAAUUGGACAACUGUUUAAUAAAAAACAAUUGAUAUUUUUCUGACUGUCUUUCAAAAUUUGAAAAGGGUUCUGAAUGAAUUGAAAUUUUGCAUACUUACGUAAUCUGCGGGACAAUGCAGCCCUAUAUGGUUAAUUACCCCUUAAAGCGGUUAACAACCCAUUUUUUAUAAAAUAAAUGCACAAAACAAUGUUGGAUAAUAAAAUAAAUCGCAGAUACAACCAUUUUGUAAUAUGCACAAGAAAAAAAUUAUGAAUGUUUGUUUUCUUUAGCAGAUGAUAGAAUAUGCAGCAUUCGUUUCUUCGUAAUGUAAAAAAAAUACUAACGUUACGAAUAUGAAAUUAUUUAUUACGACAUAUUUAUUGUAAAAAUAUCUUUGAAAUUGACUGACUACGUGAUAGCCAGGCUAAUUAUCAUAACUUGGGGUUAAUUACUUAAAUUAGAGUGAAAAGAAUAGGGGAAACGGAAUCUAAAUCAUUUUCAAUUCUAAUUUUAGCGUUUUUUUUUUCGGUUGAGUUUUCAAUACAUUGUUUUAAUUUGUCACUUUUUUAUUAAUUCCUUUAACAUCGUUUAUUUCUUUUUCUGUAACGUACAGGUAAAAGUUAUUGAAUUGUUUGGACUUGUCACGUUGAAAAUGUCCAUAAUUUCCCACUUCCAGCCCAACUUUCAAUCUCUCGCACUGACAAUAGGAAUUGUUUGCCUGAACUAGUCAAGUUCCGGUGCAACAAAAGACGUGCUUACAAACAAACAAUUGCACCCAAUUAUUAUUGUUUUUCGAAAUCAUCGUAUUAUUUGCCCGUUUGUUUGAAAUUAGUUUGAAUAGUUGCGCGCCUUUCGUCGAUCCGAUCGAUCCACCGGCGGCGGCGGCGGCGGCGGCGGCGGCGGCCAGCCACCUUCUCGCACCACGCCCUUCUGUCGCGUCGCACAGCCGCCGUCGUCAGUUGCGCUCCUAGCAUGACGCAGUGAUGUCGGAAAGCGAGGAAGAGACGAGCAGCGCCGCCGACUGGCCCGUCACCGAGGAAUGGCUCCAGGCCGUCCUCCGGCACCACCACAAGCACCUGGAGGACGACGCCGCCGCCAUCACCGUCGUCGAUUUCACAGUGAAACCGGGCUGUGACGCCGGCGAGAGCGUCCUCAGUGAUAUUCUCGCCGUCGCCGUCAAAUACUGCCUCAAAGACGACCCAGUCGCGCACUGUCUCAGCUUCAUCAUCAAACUCCUGCCCCAGGACCCCUUCAGUCGGUAUUUCGUCACCGAAGCACAAUUCGAUCUCAGAGAAAUCAAGUUCUACACGCAAUUGCGCGCCUUUCGUCGAUCCGAUCGAUCCACCGGCGGCGGCGGCGGCGGCGGCGGCGGCGGCCAGCCACCUUCUCGCACCACGCCCUUCUGUCGCGUCGCACAGCCGCCGUCGUCAGUUGCGCUCCUAGCAUGA